Contarinia nasturtii (swede midge) is the source of this 2084-nucleotide messenger RNA. It is a transcript of the gene Nmnat, whose product is annotated as nicotinamide/nicotinic acid mononucleotide adenylyltransferase 3. NCBI's taxonomy places the organism in Eukaryota, Metazoa, Arthropoda, Insecta, Diptera, Cecidomyiidae. Gene Ontology annotation, biological process: NAD+ biosynthetic process. The record is from RefSeq and is a predicted model, not a curated record. The transcript has 5 exons. The coding region runs from base 186 to 1523 and encodes 445 amino acids. Gene Ontology annotation, molecular function: nicotinate-nucleotide adenylyltransferase activity; nicotinamide-nucleotide adenylyltransferase activity.
AGACAAAUUCCCAUAGUAGCAAAUCAGUAUAUUGUUGACAUUUCUCGACUCAGUUCGAAACAGUGCGCAUUUUGCGUUUGCCAAAAAGGGUACAUCAUGUUUUUACAUUUAAAUUCAAACAAAAAAUUCUCUUGUAAACACGCAUAAUUGGUGACUAGAGUGUGUUAAAUUAUAGUGGUGUAAACAUGGUGUCGUCAAAGAAAAUUAUGUUUUUAGCAUGUGGCUCAUUCAAUCCUCCCACUCCAAUGCAUUUGAGAAUGUUCGAAAUUGCACGUGAUGAAUUUCGCGAACGAGAAGAGUAUGAAGUUAUCGGUGGCAUUAUGUCUCCUGUCCAUGAUUCAUAUCGAAAACCUGACUUGGUUGCUGGUCUUCACAGAUGCGCAAUGGUUAAAAUAUCAAUUCAAUCAUCUGAGUGGAUUCGAUUAUCAGACUGGGAAUGCAACGAACAAACUGACUGGACGCGUACACGUUGUGUGUUACAAUAUCAUCAGAAUUACAUCAAUUCAAUUUUGAACGAUAAAACAUCGAAUGGAGUUAAUGGAACCAUACCCAGUUGGUUACCACCUAACAUUUACAAGUACAAAGGAAGCCGAGUACAAGUCAAACUAUUGUGUGGUGCCGAUUUGCUGGAAUCAUUUGCCACGCCAAAUCUUUGGAAAGAAGAUGAUAUCGAAGCCAUUCUUGGAGAGCACGGUAUUGUGGUGAUAUCACGAAGCGGAAAUUGUCCCGAAAAGUUUAUCUUUCAGUCUGAUUUGUUGACCAAAUUCAAAAAGAAAAUCGACAUCGUGACAAAUUGGGUUCCAAACGAGGUUAGUUCAACGUUAGCGCGUCGAUAUUUGCGUCGUGGUCUUUCUGUCAAGUAUAUGCUUGAUGAUAAUGUGGUCGAAUAUCUUCGACAACAAAAAUUGUACGGUGCUGAUUCUAGUAAACAUAUUUUGACACCGAGUCAGAGUGAAGCUGUAUUGGUGCGACCGUUAUCGCCAAAUUAUAUAAACGACAAUUAUAUUAAGAAAACAGAUCAAGCCAAUUAUAAUUAUGAAACAAUGGAUGAAACGGAUAAUUCGCCAAAAAAGUCUUCGAAAUGCGCAACGAGCGCAUCCGCCAAUAGUGAUGAUGGUCCGUCCGGUGAUCGGUCACGUUUAUUGUCGACGACAAAUAGUCAAAAAACACGACUCAAUCGUCCUGGUCAAGCCAUUCAAAUUCGUACAGAUAUGAACGGAACACGUACGAUCGAUCAUGAAGAUGAGGUGGGUGUCUGUAAAAUAAGCACAAUCACACUUUCACCCGAUAAUAAAUCACUGGAAAAGAAAAUCGAAUAUAUAUCCGAUAAUCAGCUAGACAAACUAACCAACGGUAUCAAUGAUACCGAUCAUCACCAUGAUCAUGUCACUGGCAAAUCCAGUGAUACACUUAGCGCUGAAUGUUUGCCAAGCACUACGAAACGUAGCCAAAACGAUCUUAUUCAGUUUGUAUUCACAUCGCACGGAAUUCGCGUAAUUAGUGAUAAAGAAUAUGUUGUUUAACUCUCCACCUUUGUACCAAAUCCAAAAAUGUCAAAUUUACAUAUUCACGCCCACACCUACACACUAUCUCAAGUGCACAAAACAUAAGUAUUUAUAUUGAUAUAUAUGCUCAAAUUUGAAGAGACUAUAUUAAAUUUAUAACCAAUAGAUUCUAGAAAAUAUUUAUGUUGAUUUAGUUUCAUUAGGAAAUGAAAACACAGAGAUAUAAACAUUUUUACAUUUGCUCGGAUAUGCAAUAUCAUUCUCAACAGCAUACAAAAACAUUUUGCUCAAAUGCACAAGCAUUGAAAGCACAGAAAUUAACCACAAUAAUAAUACUAAUAAUAAUGAUAGAACCAAGUUGUUGAUCAUGUAAUUAGAUCACGAUUAUACGCACAAAAAUUCAAUCGAUUUUAAGAAUUUUAGAGCGCAACAAAUAAUACACAUUUUACGUAGAAAAUACAACAUACAAAUAGACAUCUAUAUCUAACUAUAUAACUAUAGUUCGUCCACCAAUUUGAUUUUUCGUUUUCUAUCUUAUGUAUAGACGAUAUGAGUGCUACAAUUUAAUUUUCUGCAUGU